Molecule: messenger RNA, 3479 nt
Organism: Limulus polyphemus (Atlantic horseshoe crab)
Lineage: Eukaryota; Metazoa; Arthropoda; Merostomata; Xiphosura; Limulidae
Product: nitric oxide synthase-interacting protein-like
Exons: 9
Coding region: 152-1033 (293 amino acids)
Cellular component (GO): nucleus
Molecular function (GO): ubiquitin protein ligase activity
Source: RefSeq, a predicted model, not a curated record
ACAUGAGGGCGACUCAUUCGCAUAGAUAUAUAUUGUGUUUUAUUGAAUUGCUGUCGUAAGAUUUAUGUAUUAAUUAGAUUUUAGGAUGAAAUUGUAGCAUAAAUUAACUUGAUCUCUCUCAAAUGCAGAAUUCUGUGUAAGGUGAAACAGAAUGACUCGCCAUGCAAAGAACUGUACAGCAGGUGCUGUCUACACUUACCACGAAAGACAGAAAGAUACAAGAGCUGGUAGCUAUGGCACUCAACAGUCAAGAAUUGGAAAAGAUUCUGUAAAAGAUUUUGACUGUUGCUGUCUGACUUUACAGCCUUGUCGCAAUCCUGUGUUAACACCAGAUGGAUACCUAUAUGACAAAGAAGCUAUUCUUGAGUACAUAAUCCAUCAGAAAACGGAAAUAGCUCGGAAGUUAAAGGAGUAUGAAAAACAAAAGAAAAAAGAGCAAGAACAACAGUUAGAACUUACUGAAGCAGAGAGGAGGAGUAAUGAAGAAAAAUUUUUUAAAUCGGAGAAAAAUAUUAUAAGCAAGCCCUCUAAUCCAUUCAAAGAGUCUGAAGCUGGAUCUAGCAAGAUGUCUGUAUCCAACAUGUCUGUGGGAGAAAAUGCAAAAUUACCUAGCUUUUGGAUUCCUUCUUUGACUCCUAGCUCCCAGAAAAACAAACUCCAGAAACCAGAUACAACAGUGUACUGUCCAAUGAGUGGCAAACCACUGAAGGCCAAAGACCUAAUUCCUGUCAAAUUUACUUUAAUUGACCCGUCAGACAAAAAAGUGCUAGUAGCAAAAAGUGAGAGGUACAAGUGUGCCGUGACACACGACGUAUUAGGAAACUCUGUUCCUGUUGCCUUGUUAAGAACAUCUGGUAAUGUAGUGACCAUGGAUUGUGUCGAAAAACUCAUCAAGGUAGACAUGAUUGAUCCCACAAAUGAGAAGAAACUAACAGAUAAAGAUAUCAUACCUUUCCAGAGGGGUGGUACAGGAUAUGCUAGUACCAAUACCAAACUUGAAGCUGCCGUAAAAAAACCUGUGUUGACAGCAUAAGAAAAGGAUAGCUUCCCAUGAUGUAGAAAGAACAUAAGAGAUUACUAUGUAUAAUGGCUAUUAAAGAAUGGAAAUAUACCUUCAUUGUGAGGACCAACACCUCGCAUCAUGAAGCCUCGUAAAGAAAGUGGACCUCCAAGGAAGAAGCGGUCGGCAAUAUUGAAAGAUUUAUCUAAACUUGUUCGUUUCAUAAAUCCACCCAUUAAUGAUCCUUGAAGAAUCUACAAACCACAAACCUUUAUAUUCAAGCAAUUAAUUACAAUUUUUUCUCAUUAAAACACCGACUUUGAAAUAGUAUCUUUGCCAUUCGUUAUAGAUAUGAUUCUGAACACAGAUAUAGUGAUAAAUGUUCUUUUUACUCUGUCAAUUAAGAAUGUGUUUAAAAGUUGUUUAAACUGUUUUUAGAUCAAUUACUCUUAACUGUUGUUCCAGUUACGGAUUUCAUUUUUCUCUUCACCUAAUAUAUAAUUGUCUCAAUGAUAGCUUGAAAGCAGAAAUAAUCAGUUUAUGUUUGGUUGGUUAUUUAACAAAUAGUGACUGACAAAUAUGCAUAACGUCCAUUUCCUUUUAUUGAUCACUUUGCAGAAACACAUUCAUCUUUUAUUAGUACUGCAACUUUCCUGAUAAUAUUGGCAAUUAAUUUUGAAUUAUUAAGCAACCUCUUUUCUCUGCAUCUUCCCAUAGUGACAUUAAGCACUGUGGAUAAAAUACUAUCCAAUGUAUGAAAUUUGUGACUAUCUUAUUGUUUUGAACACGAAUCACAAUUAAAUGACAAAUGUGCUCAGCAUAAGCCAUUCUUAUUACAACUCUUCCAUAUGUACCAUUUUGGUUGAACUAAAACUAUGUUCUAAAUACAAUACUAACUGUAUCACAACCAAGGUUCUGGUUGAACUGAAACUACAUUAUAAAUAAGGUUUUGGUUGAACUGAAACUACAUUAUAAAUACAACACUAACCAUGUCAUAAACAAGGUUUUGGUUGAACUGAAACUACAUUAUAAAUACAACACUAACAAUGUUAUAAUCAAGGUUUUGGUUGAACUGAAACUACAUUCACUAACCAUGUUAUAAACAAGGUUUUGGUUGAACUGAAACUACAUUAUAAAUACAACACUAACCAUGUUAUAAACAAGGUUUUGGUUGAACUGAAACUACAUUAUAAAUACAACACCAACAAUGUUAUAAUCAAGGUUUUGGUUGAACUGAAACUACAUUAUAAAUACAACACUAACCAUGUUAUAAACAAGGUUUUGGAUGAACUGAAACUACAUUAUAAAUGCAACACUCACCAUGUCAUAACCAAGGUUUUGGUUGAACUGAAACUCAAAUUCUUGUUUGAAGAAACCUAUAUCACCACCUAGACCAGCAAGUUCCUUAAAAGACAAAACAAAACAUCAGUCACAGAUAUAUAUAUAUAUAUUAUACUGACUGUUAGAGAUCAGAUAAACCAAAAGUAUACUGAUAAUGUAUUUGUGUUGAAGAGCUAUGCAGAAAGUGAUUGUCCAUGUUUAUGUUGUUAGGCUUCAACUGCCAAAUAUACAUUCAACUUGCCUUCCAUAAGCUUCCCUAGUGAGUGUUUUUUACUUCAUACCAUAAAGCUAAAUCUUGAUCACCAAAACAAAAACACUGACCUUGGGAGCAGCAAGUGAUGUAAAGGUGAAGUAACACCCUUAUUAUUACCAAAGCUGGUAAUGAUAUUCCAUUUAGAUAUAUGUAUUUUAAUCUACAAACUUUUUGCCCAUCUCUUGCAUGACUAACCUCCUAAAUCACUUAUAAUUUGAAAUACCCUCCUCCAAUCUUAUCUGUCAAGACAGAUGAAUGAAGAAUUGUAUGAUACAUUCUGCACAAGCAUUUCCUUUGUAUUACAGAAAGGUUUGUCACUAUCCUUUGGUUGUUUGUGUUACUAGUCCUUUUUCCUUCCAUAAUUACAAACACGAGAAAAUACCUAGGCCAGUAACCUAUCCAUGUUCUCACAACUGUUAUUAGCCAGCUGAAAAAUUUUAGUUGCCGUAGGUUUAUUUCAAGGCUGUUCUAACUUAUUCUGCAUCCCCUUUCAGUGACAUGACAUCCCACCAGGGGGCUAGACCCACAGGAUGGGAACCACUGUUUUAAACUACAUAGAAAAACAAAUCUGAAAGUUGAAGAGUAAGAUAAUCAUCAUUAGAGCAGACUCAUUAGUGGUAUUUGCUAAUUAAUUAACAACCCCAUUAACUGGUUACAUUCAAUUAGUACAGUGUUCCUCAAACCAUGGUACAUGUACAAGCAAGCAAAAAAAGGUUAGCAGCAAGUGUUACCAGCCUGUUGCCUUCUCUCUAGUCAGCAAUUCAAAAUUAUGGACAAUAGCAGAUAGCCUUAACAGCUUUGCCAUAAAAAAAGAUAGGGUGAGCAAAUUUGGAGGUAACCGAAAUCAAAUAUAAAACCCUUGGAUUAUAAGCCACUCCCCCCCCC